Molecule: messenger RNA, 10925 nt
Organism: Mirounga angustirostris (Northern elephant seal)
Lineage: Eukaryota; Metazoa; Chordata; Mammalia; Carnivora; Phocidae
Gene: THSD7A
Product: thrombospondin type 1 domain containing 7A
Exons: 28
Coding region: 794-5623 (1609 amino acids)
Biological process (GO): actin cytoskeleton organization; cell adhesion
Cellular component (GO): plasma membrane; extracellular matrix
Source: RefSeq, a predicted model, not a curated record
AAAUAACUUUUCCAGAAUAAGCCGCUAUACAAGUGAUUAUUUUAAAAUCCACUGAAAGUAUUAUGGUAGGCCAUGUGUUUGAAAGCAUAAAGGAUUGCAUUCUAGAAAACUUGUAAACCACAUGAUUGUAAUUCAUAAUAUAUAUUUUCAUUUAAAUGUUAUCUUCUGAGAUAAAGCUUCAAAAGCUUUAUAAAUUAACAAUGUACAGUAGAUUGUCCUUAAUUUUAUCUUUAAAAAAAACCCCUAAGAUAUAUAUAUUUAACAUGUGGAAAGUCUCCCAACAUUUUUUAAAUGAAACCAUGACUUCACUGUCUUUGUUCAAGAAGUCUGUCCCUUACCUCAGAAUCAUAUGGUAAAGUGUACCUCACUUUUGGUCAUAUGUAUCACUAAUCUCCUAGGUACCACUAGUACCCAGGAAAAGAAAAGUGAUGAUGUACUGCAUAUCCUGAAAAGAGGCUUUUGAGUUUAUGCCUUUCAGCCUCAGGAAUCUUAACCAUCUCUCUCCUGUCUCAGUUUAAGUGACUCUACAUUGCCACAAAGAUGCAUUGUAUGUCACUGGUCCUAUAUUUUCUAUGGUGUCAAGGUCUUUUAUAAUUGCACAGGUGAUACUAAUACUUUUGAAUAAUAUGGAGACCUUACUAGGUAGUUUUGCCUCAUGACAAGAAUAUGGUUCCAUUUGCCAAUAUCCUUUGAUAUAUUGUAGGACAGGUGGCAUUGGUAGAGGUCCAGGUUCUGCAGAUGAGCUCUGAAGACAGGGAAUACAUAUCAACAUUAACGUCCAUGGGGCCGAUGCAUGGGAGAUGAAUGUGGGCCAGGAGGCAUUCAGACCCGGGCUGUGUGGUGUGCUCAUGUGGAAGGCUGGACGACAUUACAUACAAACUGUAAGCCGGCCGAGAGACCCAGUAACCAGCAGAUCUGUUUCAAAGUGUGUGACUGGCACAAAGAGUUGUAUGACUGGAGCCUGGGACCUUGGAAUCAGUGUCAGCCUGUGAUUUCAAAAAGCCUGGAGAAACCCCUUGAGUGCAUUAAGGGGGAGGAAGGCAUUCAGGUGAGAGAGAUAACAUGCAUCCAGAAAGAGAAGGACAUUCCUGCAGAGGAUAUCAUUUGUGAGUACUUCGAGCCCAAACCUCUCCUGGAACAGGCCUGUCUCAUCCCCUGCCAGCAAGACUGCAUUGUGUCUGAGUUUUCUGCCUGGUCCGAAUGCUCCAAGACGUGUGGCAGCGGGCUCCAGCACCGGACGCGUCACGUGGUAGCACCCCCCCAGUUUGGAGGUUCCGGCUGCCCAAACUUGACGGAGUUUCAGGUGUGCCAGUCCAGCCCCUGCGAAGAUGAAGAGAGCAUGUACAGCUUGCAUGUGGGUCCCUGGAGCUCGUGCUCGAUGCCCCAUUCGAGACAAGUAAGACAAGCAAGGAGACGUGGGAAGAAUAAAGAACGGGAAAAGGACCGAGGAAAAGGAGUGAAGGAUCCAGAAGCCCGGGAACUUAUUAAGAAAAAGAGAAACAGAAACAGACAGAACCGACAAGAGAAUAAAUAUUGGGACAUCCAGAUUGGAUAUCAGACCAGAGAGGUUAUGUGUACUAACAAGACGGGGAAGGCUGCUGAUUUGAGCUUUUGCCAGCAAGAGAAGCUGCCAACGACCUUCCAGUCCUGUGUGAUCACCAAAGCAUGCCAGGUGUCAGAGUGGUCAGAAUGGAGUCCCUGCUCAAAAACGUGCCACGACACAGCGUCCCCCAAAGGCACUCGUGUCAGGACACGGAUCAUUAGGCAGUUUCCUAUUGGCAGCGACAAAGAGUGUCCAGAACUUGAAGAAAAAGAGCCCUGUGCGUCUCAAGGAGAUGCAGUUGCCCCCUGUGCCACGUAUGGCUGGAGAACUACAGAAUGGACCGAGUGCCGUGUGGACCCUUUGCUCAGUCAGCAGGACAAGAGGCGGGGCAACCAGACAGCCCUCUGUGGGGGAGGGGUCCAGACACGAGAGGUAUACUGUGUGCAGGCCAAUGAAAACCUCCUCUCACACUUAAACACCCACAAGGACAAAGAAGAAAAUAAAUAUCAGAGUACAUCGAAGUCUAGUGCUGCACCUUUCCUAUCCAUCACUUUUGAAAUAACAGCCUCAAAACCAGUGGACUUGAAAUCAUGCACUGGUCCCGUCCCUAAUACUACACAGCUGUGCCAUAUUCCCUGUCCAACUGAAUGUGAGGUUUCACCUUGGUCAGCUUGGGGACCUUGUACUUACGAAAACUGUAAUGACCAGCAAGGCAAAAAAGGUUUCAAACUGAGGAAGCGGCGCAUUACCAAUGAGCCCAUUGGAGGCUCUGGGGGCCCUGGGAACUGCCCUCACUUACUGGAAGCCAUUCCCUGUGAAGAGCCAUCCUGCUAUGAAUGGAAAGCAGUGAGGCUUGGAGACUGUGAACCAGACAAUGGAAAAGAGUGUGGCCCAGGCACUCAAGUUCAGGAGGUUGUGUGCAUCAACAGUGAUGGAGAAGAAGUUGACAGACAGCUGUGCAGAGAUGCCAUCUUCCCCAUCCCUGUUGCCUGUUACGCCCCGUGCCCAAAGGACUGUGUGCUCAGCAUGUGGUCUGCGUGGUCCUCCUGCUCACACACCUGCUCAGGGAAAACCACAGAAGGGAAACAGAUCCGGGCACGGUCCAUUCUGGCCUAUGCCGGUGAGGAAGGUGGAGCUCAAUGUCCAAAUAGCAGUGCUUUGCAAGAGGUGCGCAGCUGUAAUGAGCAUCCUUGUACUGUGUACCACUGGCAAACUGGUCCCUGGGGCCAGUGCAUCGAGGACACUUCAGUAUCAUCCUUCAACACAACCACAACUUGGAAUGGGGAGGCCUCUUGCUCUGUUGGCAUGCAGACAAGAAAAGUCAUCUGUGUGCGGGUCAAUGUGGGCCAAGUAGGACCCAAAAAGUGUCCUGAAAGCCUUCGACCUGAAACAGUGAGACCCUGUCUGCUUCCUUGUAGGAAGGACUGUAUUGUGACACCAUAUAGUGACUGGACAUCAUGCCCCUCCUCAUGUAAAGAAGGGGACUCCGGAGUCAGAAAGCAGUCUCGGCACCGGGUCAUCAUUCAGCUGCCAGCCAACGGAGGCAGGGACUGCAUGGACCCACUCUAUGAAGAGAAAGUCUGCGAGGCCCCUCAAGUGUGCCAGAGCUACAGGUGGAAGACUCACAAAUGGCGCAGAUGCCAGUUGGUCCCUUGGAGCGUGCGACAGGACAGCGCUGGAGCGCAGGAAGGCUGCGGGCCCGGACGCCAGGCAAGAGCUAUUACUUGUCGAAAGCAAGAUGGAGGACCGGCUGGCAUCCAUGAAUGCCUUUGGUAUGCAGGCCCUGUUCCAGCCCUCACCCAGGCCUGCCAGAUCCCCUGCCAAGAUGACUGUCAGUUUACCAGCUGGUCCAAGUUUUCAUCAUGCAACGGAGACUGUGGUGCAGUUAGGACCAGAAAGCGCACUAUUGUUGGAAAAAGUAAAAAGAAGGAAAAAUGUAAAAACUCUCAUUUGUACCCCCUGAUUGAGACUCAGUACUGUCCUUGUGACAAGUAUAAUGCACAGCCUGUGGGGAACUGGUCAGACUGCAUUUUACCAGAGGGGAAAGUGGAAGCGUUGCUGGGAGUGAAAACACAAGGCGAUACCAAGGAAUGUGGUCAAGGAUAUCGUUACCAAGCAAUGGCAUGCUACGACCAAAAUGGCAGGCUCGUGGAAACAUCCAGAUGUAACAGCCAUGGUUACAUUGAAGAGGCUUGCAUCAUUCCCUGUCCCUCUGACUGCAAGCUCAGCGAGUGGUCCAACUGGUCUCGCUGCAGUAAGUCCUGUGGGAGUGGCGUCAAGGUUCGGUCUAAAUGGUUGCGUGAAAAACCCUAUAAUGGAGGGAGGCCUUGCCCCAAACUGGACCAUGUCAACCAGGUGUAUGAGGUGGUCCCUUGCCACAGUGACUGCAGCCAGUAUAUAUGGGUCCCAGAGCCGUGGAGCAUCUGCAAAGUGACCUUUGUCAACAUGCGGGAUAACUGUGGAGAAGGCGUGCAGACCCGAAAAGUGAGAUGCAUGCAGAACACAGCGGAUGGUCCUUCUGACCAUGUAGAAGAUUACCUCUGUGAUCCAGAAGAGAUGCCCCUGGGCUCUAGAGAGUGCAAAUUACCGUGUCCCGAGGAUUGCGUGAUAUCUGAAUGGGGUCCGUGGACCCGAUGCACUUUGCCUUGCAAUCAAAGCAAUUUCCGGCAAAGGUCAGCUGAUCCCAUCAGACAACCUGCUGAUGAAGGAAGAGCCUGCCCUAAUGCUGUUGAGAAGGAACCUUGUAACCUAAACAAAAACUGCUUCCACUAUGAUUAUAAUGUAACAGACUGGAGUACGUGCCAGUUGAGUGAGAAGGCAGUUUGUGGAAAUGGCAUUAAAACAAGGAUGUUGGAUUGUGUUCGAAGUGACGGCAAGUCGGUUGACCUGAAAUAUUGUGAAGAGCUUGGCCUGGAGAAGAACUGGCCGAUGAACACAUCGUGCAUGGUGGAAUGCCCUGUCAACUGUCAGCUUUCCGACUGGUCUCCUUGGUCAGAUUGUUCUCAAACAUGUGGCCUCACAGGAAAAAUGAUCCGAAGGCGCACCGUGACCCAGCCCUUUCAGGGUGAUGGACGGCCAUGCCCUACCCUGAUGGAACAGUCCAAGCCUUGCCCAGUGAAGCCCUGUUACCAGUGGCAAUAUGGCCAGUGGUCUCUAUGCCAAGUGCAGGAUGCCCAGUGUGGUGAAGGGACCAGAACAAGGAACAUUUCCUGUGUAGUGAGUGAUGGGUCAGCUGAUGAUUUCAGCAAAGUGGUGGAUGAAGAAUUCUGUACUGACAUUGAACCCAUCAUAGAUGGUAAUAAAAAAAUGGUUCUCGAGGAGACCUGCACCCAGCCUUGCCCAGGUGACUGUUAUCUGAAGGACUGGUCUUCAUGGAGUCUUUGUCAGCUAACCUGUGUGAACGGUGAAGACCUAGGCUUUGGUGGAAUACAGGUCCGUUCCAGAGCUGUGAUUAUACAGGAACUAGAAAAUCAACAUCUGUGCCCAGAGCAAGUGUUAGAAACGAAAUCAUGUAAUGAUGGACAGUGUUAUGAGUAUAAAUGGAUGGCCAGUGCUUGGAAGGGUUCUUCCCGAACAGUCUGGUGUCAAAGGUCAGAUGGUAUAAAUGUAACAGGGGGCUGCUUGGUGGUGCGCCAGCCUGAUGCUGACAGGUCUUGUAACCCACCGUGUAGUCAACCCCACUCGUACUGUAGUGAGAUGAGGACAUGCAGUUGUGAAGAAGGGUACACUGAAGUCAUGUCUUCUAACGGUACUCUUGAGCAGUGCACACUUAUCCCCGUGGUGGUGAUACCCACUGUGGAGGACAAAAGAGGAGAUGUGAAAACCAGUCGGGCAGUACAUCCAACCCAAUCCUCCAGUAACCCAACAGGACGGGGAAGGACCUGGUUUCUACAGCCAUUUGGGCCAGAUGGGAGACUAAAGACCUGGGUUUACGGUGUAGCAGCUGGGGCAUUUGUGUUACUCAUCUUUAUUGCCUCCAUGAUUUAUCUAGCUUGCAAAAAGCCAAAGAAACCCCAAAGAAGGCAAAACAACCGACUGAAACCUUUAACCUUAGCCUACGAUGGAGAUGCAGACAUGUAAAAUAGAACUUACCCGGGCAACAACCAGUUUCAGCUUUCUGACUUUGCAGUAGACAGCCAGCAGCCACAAAGCUCUUCAUACUGUGUGAAUUCAAAUGCAUUAUAACUUUUUAAAAGAGCAUCAUAGAGUGAAAAUCAGUGCCAUUGGAGAUAUCAAGACAGUACCACUUACAUAAAAUUAAAAAAAAAAAAAUCAGCCCUGAGAAUUCUAGAUUUAGUUGAAUAUAGGCUGCAUUCUGAGAGUUUUUUGUGAUCUUUUCUGAAAUCACCAACUGACCAUUCACUUUCAUCUCUAAAAUACAGUUGUGGAAUUGGUCAGUUAGGACGCCUGAUGCAAGCCUCUGGGCAGUGUUAACCCAUAGUAACAUUAUAGCAUGAGGAGUUUAUACCAAGAUCUCUACAAUACUAUAGUCAAGCAUAACAACAUGUAUACUCAAUGGAAUGACACACAUUACUAUGUCAGACUAUGUACUUGUUAAUAAGCAGUUUUAAUGGUGAAUAAGAGAUAAGCUCUAAGCUGAGCAGGAAACCCAUUGAAUAAAUUCAGCAUCUUGGUGGUUGAUGGUAGCUCUCAUUAACCUGCAUUUCAGAGGCAAAGACUCUUUUAUAAGACUUAAUUCGUGUCUUUCUCCAAAGUACGAAUGCUGGACAUGUACUAGUAUCUUAGAAAAAAAAAAAAAAAGUCCUCAAAUUCAGUAUUUUAUAGUGGUUAUUGUCAGGAAAACUAAUUUACUUGUGUUAAUACGUUUCUACUUUCCCUAAUUUUCAAACUGGUAGCCUGCAUCUCUUUUGCUAUAUGGAAGGCACAUUUUGCACUAUAUUAGUGCAGCAUGAUAGGCACUUAACCAGUAUUGCCAUAGAAACUGCCUCUUUUCAUAUGGGAUGAAGACAUCUGUGCUAAGACGGUCAUGGAGCCAUUUGCAAGUUCUUACAUCCGGAAGAGAAUAAAGUUCAGUUUGGAUGGCGACAGGAUGGAGUUAGCUAUUACAUCUGCUGUCUACACUCUUCCUCAUUGCUGCAGCCAUUGUGAAAUCGACAACAUGGUGGUGAUUUAAAUGCUCAAAUCCCGAACUCAUUAAUCCUUCAAAAGAUGGAUCCCUCUAGUUGGUUUUUAAUUGUACUUUGAAGGCGGUUUACGACUAGAUUAGAUUUUUAUAUUUGUUACCUUUGUUAAAAAAAGAAAAGGAAAAGAAAAAAAGGAGCCGGUUGUCUUUUUAAUUUUGAGCAGAUGGAGAAAAUAACGUCUUGAUAAUUUUUGUAACUAAAAGAACUCAAAAUCUUGUGAUUUUUUUUUCCCCGAUUUGUUUUUCCUAGUUUUGCAUCAAAUGCAUCCAUAGUUUUGUCUUGCUGACUGGUAAAAUUUGAAGCAGGCUUUGUAGGAUUUCAAAAACUAAAAUGUUCAAAAAAGAAUAGUUUGCCCCAGGGCUUCAUUAAAUAUCUAGACCAAGGGUGGCAAACGUUUUCCGUAAAGGGCCGGAUAGUAGGUAUUUUCCGCCAGGCCUGGUCACACCUGCUCCGUUCUGUCAUCAUGAGGAUGCAGGUGUAGACGAGACACAGGCCAUAGAAGAAUGAGCGUGGCUGUUUUCCAAUGAACCUUUGUGACAACAAUCAGCAGGCCACAUCUGCAGGCUGUGGUUUGCGAACCACUGGUCUAGAAGCUUUUUCAGUGCUUACCUCUCUGUUGUGUCAUCUUUUGCUUUCAUUCAUUUACCCUUAGAAUGCCAUCAGUGUUUAACUUCAGAGGUGAAAAACGGUCAUUAAAGUUUAUCACUGUUUUGGAAGUAGUUCUGUUUUUCACACAUGUAGCCCUGGGAAUGGCACAGUGAAAUACUAUCUAAUGUGGCAGACUUCUUUUGUAUGAAAAGAAAAAAGAAAAAAAAAAUCAAAAGGUGCCAUUAAAAAGCGAUUCCAUUUUUCAGGCAACAUUUAUUGCAACAACCUUUGGUAGAGGGGAGGACAUUAGGUUUUCAGGUCUUUUAAAAAUAAUGUAAUAAGCUAUUUUAUCUUAAACAUAGCUGUGUUGCUAUACACUUGUUUAGACUAGAAGGUGUUUCACCUUCAAGUAGAGUUUGAACUCUCCCUGCUGUUCAUUAGAGUAUUUGCAAAGAUUACAAAAGACAUCAGAUUAGGAUGUCCUCGCCCCCAAACUGAACAGAUUUCUACCUAUCUCAGUAUGAAUUAAAUGUGGAAACCACUAAUUCCUUACUCAACAUUUACUGUAUUAGGCAAAGCAAUCAUUUCAAAGCAAACAGGUGGUCACAAAGAGGAGAAUUUUACUUUAAACCAACGAUUUAAACAAGGCAAAGCAUAAAAACAAAUUCCAUUGCAUCGGUCUUACUGAAGAGGAAAACAAAAAUAAUACCAUUGCUCUGAAACUGUGAUUGCUAGUCUAGGUACUCAGGGGUCUUCCAGGUAUUCCUCAAGUUGAUCUCUUCGAAUAAAAUGAACUCCAUUUGUCCAAAAUGGUUGAGAAAGAAUCUAUUGCAGUUACUUGAAGAAUUUAGCUAACGGCCUUAGAAAAUGUAUGCAACACCUAAUAACUUUGAAAUUACUGAAUAAUAUGUUGUUGCUAUAAAAGCUAUACUUAGGAUACUGUAAAAUGUCCUUAAUUCAGAAGGCCUAUCAGUAUCAUCCAAUCCAUACUCUAAGAAUUAAUUGAUCAAAACUAUAAAAUUUUACGAAAAUACACGAUUUUAUUCAUAAAUGAAUUAUAUUUUGCAACACUACAUAUACGGAGGAGACUAGGUUCAAUGGGACCUAAAACUAGGGAACAUAUUGGAAGUUCACCAUUAGGAUUAAUACUGGGUGCCCUCUUGUUAGAAAGGUGGAAGGGCACGUAGCCAACUGGCUAUUUUGGACAAAUGAAGGUUACUAUAUUCAUGUUUAGAACAUGAUAAUAGCCUUAUUUUUGUUCCUGGCAUGAGUCAAUAAUGAGUUAAGUAUGUUACUGGAAUUUCAUCAAAACCUUAUUUCUCCUGUUCAUUCUGACAAUUCAGGAGGGGAAUAUAGUAGUAACUAGUCUGUUGACCCUUCUGCCUUACCAAAAUGGCCCAUGAGCCCCAAAAGAUUUAGAACUACUGCUCUAUAAAUCUGAAGGUCUGCUUGGUUUAAAAAAAAGAAAAGAAAAAUAAUGACACAGUAUCAUGUACAAUUUUGUUGGACUAUUUCAGUACAAACCACAUAGAACUGGCACAACCGCUCUUUUGAAAGGGGUUGAUUUGCUUAUUAGUACCUAAUCUAAGAUACCGACUGUAAUUCUUACUUGAAAGCCUUUUUGAGGACACUACCAUGUAGCUUAAAGCCAAUUUGAAAAGGAGUGCAUAAAAGCAUGUUCUUAAUUACUUGUAACAAAGCACAAAUUACUCAUAACAAGACAAAUAUUUCUUGAAUCAUCACAUGUAAGACACUCUGCUAGGCACUGUAAUACAGUUAGUCAUGACUUUUGUAUACCUAUGUAUCUAAGACACUGAAAAGAAGGGAAAAGGUUUCAUGAGAGAAGACAGUGCUUAAAUCACCCUUGACUCUCGGUUUGUUUCCAGUGUGGUAUUUUUCCUGAUGGAAAGUCCACAUCUCAGGCCAUACUGUUAAGCUUUUGCUGUAAUCCUCCUCCACCCUCAGGGAGGUAGCAAUGUUCAUUUGGCUGAACCAGAGCCCUGUUAAGUUCCUGGGCAUUUCAAGAUAAAGUCACUUACCCAGAACUUCUUACAGGGAUUAACACCUCUCAGUUUGUUUGUUUGUUUGUUUGACCUCCUCCAAAAUCCCUAUACCUUUGCUCCUUAUAAUGAUUUUUUCUGGUCUCUCUCUACUCUGCUUACAACUAAUCUUAUCUACUUUUCUCAGAACUACCUUCUACUAAACAUGCUCAAAUUUUUAAAUAAGGGGGAAAAAAAUGAAGGUGAAGGUCUCUAUGCCCUACCUAUUAGGGUCAAAGUGUCACUAAGCAUGUGAACAUCUUGAUUUAAACAAAAUGUACUGGUCAAAGACAGGAGUAAAAAGAUAAGGAAAGAUGUAGAAGAUAUGCCCCCUCAAAAAAAAAAGGCUUUCUGUAAAUAUGUCCAUUUUUAUACUCUAUUUAGUACAACGAGUAUGCUCCUACCUCUACCUUGCCUCUGUGUUCAUGACCCACCCUACAAGACAGUAAGGCAAGCCUGUAUCUUACAGAAAGGAGAGCCCAUUCCUGAGCUUAUUUGGAGUUUGAAUAGAUUUUCAAGAAUCAUGCCUCCAAAAUGAUCUGAGACCUAUUUGUAAAAAUAUUACCAAAUUCAAAUGUGUUUCGUGUUAUAUUUUCCCCACUAAGACUGAGGGUGUUGAAAGGAGAGCAGUAUAGGAAAGAAUCUGUGAAGCAUCUUGUCAGAAAGUGAGUUUUCCUGGGUCUAGUUUAGAUGUGAGAACAAAACACACCUGCCCGUCCCACCUGGUCCUCUCUUCAGGUGGCCGGACAGCAGAAGAGGAUUUCGGGGUCUGAAACUGGAGUGGGGGCCUAGCAAACAGGACUCUAUAAAAAGGAUGUUUUGCAGUGUGAUUACAGUAAUUCUGUAUCAGCAGAAAAACUGAAAAUGGUUACGUCUACGUUAUUAAAUGAGUAAAACAAAUGCUAAGUGGAUAGAAUUAACUUUGUAGCUUUAGGUUUUCAUGCUUCUACCAAGCCAGAUCCUAAAACGGGCAGUAUAUGAAGACUUUUAGUUCGUGGCAGUCAUGUUUUCAGCGAUCAAAAUCUCUAGUCUAGUUAGAAUAUAACUGUCAGUCUUAUUGUGUUUUGUAGACUUUUUUUUUAAAGCAAUAGUUUCUAGAUCAUCUACUUUGAACCCUCGAUGAAAUUUUCACAACUAUUUUUUGCAAUCUAUGUUUAUUUUUAAAAAGUAAACAUUAAGAUCCCCUUUCUGGUACUUUUCCUGCCUAUUUGUAGCACAGAGAUUUGAAGAGAUCAGUAUCGGUCAUUGUAAAAUAUAACUUUAUUAAAUUUGCAAUAUGUCUUUAUAUAAAUUAUAAUCCCCUAAAUGUGUUUUUUGUUAAUUACCUGAAUAUUUAUUUGAUUUAAGGAGGCAGCUGUCUAAGAAGUUUUUGUUAAUAUUACUUUGUAAAUUGUGUAAUGUAAUUUAUUUUAAAUUAUGUACAUUUCUUUUUUAACGCACAAAAUGUCUAUGUACAAUUAACUACAGAUUUGAAAAUAAUGUCACUAAGCUUUAUUCAGUUAAUACAGAUGGCAUGUGAAGAUGUAAUAUGCUUUUUUACAUUUUCAUAUGGGUUAUUUGUAAAUAACUAUGUUGCUGACAAACAUAAACAUGGAAAUCAUUUUCAUUCUA